AUGGGAAACUUGUUACAGAAAAAUUCACAGAAACACCAGGAAGAUGAAGAAGAAGAUGAUGAUUCAACCCUCGCCUGUGAGAUAUGCAUUGAACCCAUUUCAUCAAACAAGAAGUUCAAGAACAACCACAACUGUACUCACUCUUUCUGCAUGGACUGCAUGGCCAGCUACAUUCAAGUCAAGGUUGAAGACCAGUACGUCCCCGAUGUAGCAUGCCCUGCCUUAGACUGUGGCCAUCUCUUAGACCCUCUCCAUUACCUGCCUAUCCUUCCGGCAAAACUCUUCACUAAGUGGUCCGACCUCCUCUGCGAGAAGGUGGUCCUUCUAGGGUUUGAAAGAUGCUACUGCCCUAACCAAACUUGCUCAGUGUUGAUAGUGAAUGAGUGUGGGGGAAUGUUAGGAGAUCAAAGUGCCCAAAUUGUAAGAAGCUCUUUUGUUUUCAGUGUAAGAGUCCAUGGCAUUCGGGUUAUCGAUGUGAUGAGAGGGAAGAGAUGA
Molecule: messenger RNA, 495 nt
Organism: Vitis riparia (riverbank grape)
Lineage: Eukaryota; Viridiplantae; Streptophyta; Magnoliopsida; Vitales; Vitaceae
Product: E3 ubiquitin-protein ligase RNF14-like
Exons: 1
Coding region: 1-495 (164 amino acids)
Biological process (GO): ubiquitin-dependent protein catabolic process; positive regulation of proteasomal ubiquitin-dependent protein catabolic process; protein polyubiquitination
Cellular component (GO): ubiquitin ligase complex; cytoplasm
Molecular function (GO): ubiquitin protein ligase activity; metal ion binding; ubiquitin conjugating enzyme binding
Source: RefSeq, a predicted model, not a curated record